AUGACCAAGGCGAGAGAAUCCUACGAAUCUGCGAGCCGCGCGAUUGCCCGGUAUAUCGCUGCCGUGUAUUCUGACCACGGAAACCCGUUAAUGCCGGAUAUCUCCGAUGCAGAGGCCAUGGCUUCAUUUGAAGAAGCUGCCUCGAUGGAGGUUUGUUAUUUCUCCACUACAGCGUGGAAGUACUGCGGGGAUAUCAUCAUCAAACCGAUACUGGGUAUACCCAGAGUAGAGGAAAAGGCAUUGCAAGAUAUUUGGAAUGAGUUAAAUGGCGCCCUGAAGGCUAUGGACGGGAUAUUGUCUGGCCGUGGUUAUCUCGGUGGCAAAGAAUUCACCCUGGUCGACAUCUGGACCAUGCCUUGGGUGUCUCAGCUGAUUGAUUUGAAGGGACUUGACAUAUUCUUCGCUGAGUUGCCGCAUCUGCGAAACUGGUGGGAGAGAGAUACCCAACGAAUCACCCGAGGCGGGCACCGAAAGCGCAACGAAUACGCUCUGGUCGCCUGUAUGCUAUGCAAGUCUCGAAAGGUUAAAUGUGACGGCCAAUGGCCCUGCCAACGCUGUACCAAACGAGGCGUCGAGUGUUUCUACCCACGUCGCGGCAACAUACCCAGCAUGAGCCCCAUGCCCACAGAAACAAGCUUAGAGAUGCAAUACUCCCCAUCAACUGAGGAUGGAGCCACGCCUCGUAUGUCGGCCACUUCCGGGACCGCUGCCUUGAAUGAAACACCUCAUGUACCUGCGCAGACCGGUAAUAAUCUAGGCGCCUCUCUACAGAGUCCUGCAGCUACCGACAGAUCACCCACGGCCCGACGUUCAAGUUUUGUUGAGACUUUCAGCUUAGCAAGGUCAUGCCUUGAAGCUAAUGGCAUCGUCGAUGAAGCCGAGAAGGACGUCCAAAGUUCACCGAGCAAACCAUGUUUGACUCUAGAACAAUGCCUUGCUUCGGCGAGUGAAGACUGCUUGGAAUCGGUUCUAGACCUCGGCUACGAAAGAGCGCGACAAGUCUUCAUUAAAUUUGCGGAGAGCAUUUAUCCGAUUUACCCGUGUGUUGAUAUCCAAUCGACAGAACAGGUCUUGGAUGCAGUCUUUAGGCGUUCAGCGGGUCUUACAUCACCGCCUGCUUCGACCACCCUGACUAAGAUAGAUAUUCUCAAAGCUCUUUUGGGACUCACCCUCCUUAUUGAGGAUGAUAUGACAAGCCCUCUGGCACGGCACCUUCAACGCUAUGUCGAUUGGUCAGUGGAGAAGGUCGUUAUGGGCAGAGACCCUACUAUUGACGAUGUUACCAUGGCUGCCCUAAUGAGCCUAUAUUUCUUCCACAAAUCCGAACAUACGAAGGCGUGGCGACUCACCAGUCUAGCGUCGAGAAUAUGUUUCGAACUUUGUCUUCAUCAAGCUCCAGAGGAAGCGCAGAAGGCUGUUGAAAUUUCUGGUUCGUUCUCUCCACGAAUGUUAUUCUGCUGUGUAUACGUACUAGACCGGACGUUUUCUUUCGCAACGGACCUUCCCCAUACCACCAAGGACGAAGACAUAGACGAAAGGUGCUUUGAUCUUGGUAUCUCGUCUCCAUUCCUAGUCGUGAACAUGGAAUAUACGCGCCUCAAUUCGGAGAUACUAGGACUGUUGAAGUCUUCGACCAAGAGCGCUGCAGAAAGUCGACAACAAAAGGAGUACCUUGAUUACAAGAUACAACGGCUACGCGAUCAAUUCCGGGACCUUACGGCAGCCUCACGAUCUACAACCCUACCUAGCAACCCUUGGGAUCCCCUCCAGAACGAAGUUCUUAUGAAUGACUUGGAAACCUUUCUAGAGAUACGGAUCUGUCACUCUCGAAUACUACUACGAAAGCCUCUCCUCCGCUCGUACAAAGGCGAUCGCGAGAAGACAGCAGCCGCGGCAGUCUGUAUGCAAUGCGCCAAAGCCACCAUAUUUCUGUGCUCCGGCGUGAUCAACAAGGCGGUCCCGUUAAAGUGUCUUCGAAGCUCAUACGAAUACUUUACCGUGUCGUCACUGGCUAUAAUCCUGCUGGUCGUUUCUCAAGACCCAGAAACCUACGGGCCAGAGAGCAGAGACGCAUUUCAAGAAGCGAUCAGGAUACUUCAAGUAUCCAAGUGUCGAAACUUUGCUUGUGGGAAUUUGUCCUUUACUUUUGAGCAACUCCUCCGGAUCGGGGAGCGACUUCACAUGCCGAAAGAUAGCAAUACGCCGAUAUUACAAGACUUUGGAGAUAUUGACAUGGGGCAGCUGUUGGAUGAUUCACAAUGUGCUCGAUCAGGCGAUCUGCAGACUCUGGGUGACAAUAUCUUCGGGCUAUUUGGGAUGAACGGAAACUGGCCUGCCAAUAAUAGCUACUUCUGA
This is a messenger RNA of Fusarium fujikuroi IMI 58289, 2355 nucleotides long. RefSeq lists its product as uncharacterized. The transcript has 9 exons. Gene Ontology annotation, cellular component: nucleus. Gene Ontology annotation, biological process: positive regulation of transcription from RNA polymerase II promoter by galactose; DNA-templated transcription. Gene Ontology annotation, molecular function: DNA-binding transcription factor activity, RNA polymerase II-specific; zinc ion binding; RNA polymerase II cis-regulatory region sequence-specific DNA binding. NCBI's taxonomy places the organism in Eukaryota, Fungi, Ascomycota, Sordariomycetes, Hypocreales, Nectriaceae. Bases 1 to 2355 code for a protein of 784 amino acids. The record is from RefSeq and is a predicted model, not a curated record.